Messenger RNA from Erinaceus europaeus (western European hedgehog), 2542 nucleotides. It is a transcript of the gene SLC26A1, whose product is annotated as solute carrier family 26 member 1. Gene Ontology annotation, molecular function: oxalate transmembrane transporter activity; chloride transmembrane transporter activity; sulfate transmembrane transporter activity. Gene Ontology annotation, biological process: transmembrane transport. Gene Ontology annotation, cellular component: membrane. The record is from RefSeq and is a predicted model, not a curated record. Lineage: Eukaryota; Metazoa; Chordata; Mammalia; Eulipotyphla; Erinaceidae. The coding region runs from base 527 to 2542 and encodes 671 amino acids. The transcript has 3 exons.
GGGUUCCUCGGAGAGCCACUGACCCCGGGGACCACCCCCCAGCCUGGGAGUGGGGACCGGCAGGGAGUGCCCUAGAGCCCAUGCCUCACUCCAGGGGCAGUCGGCACACAGGGCCGCCGCCGAGGGCUCAGAGCCCUGUAUUUGGCACCCCUACCCAUGGCCCACCCUCAGGGGCACCCCUGGGAGCUCCUGCAAGCAGGAAUGCCCGGGGACCCCUCACCUGCCCUUCCCUCUCCUCCCCUCCCCCCACACCCACACCUUCCCCGCCCAGAGCUACAAUGGGGGUGGUCCCCCGGCCGCCUCUGGUUACGGCUCAGCCCACAGCCAGGAUUAGCGAUCUGGGCAAAGCCAGGUAGACUGUGACUCAGCACCCUGGGUGAUCAUUCACCACGGCCACGAGGGUGGGCACCGCUGACCUGCACCCCCUCCACCCACCCACCCCGCAGGGCUGUGGGCGGCUGCCGAUGCGGGCAGAGGACAGGCAGCACACAGGGCUUCCACGGCAGGACUUCUGGCCGGAGCCACCAUGGCUGGGUGCCCGGUGCUGGUGCGCCGGCCACCCCCCGACCCCCCUGGGGUGCUGGAGAGCCUGAAGGUCGGACUGCGGCGCCGCUGUGAGUGGGGGCCUCAGGGCGCGCGGCUGUGGGCCCUCCUCCCCGUCACACUCUGGCUGCCGCGCUACCGGCCGCGGGAGGACCUGGCAGGCGACGUGCUGUCGGGGCUGGUCAUCGGGGUCAUCCUGGUGCCCCAGGCCAUCGCCUACGCGCAGCUGGCCGGCCUGCAGCCACUGUCGGGCCUGCACACGGCCUUCUUCGCCGGCCUGGUCUACUUCCUGCUGGGUACUUCGCGCCACGUGUCCGUGGGCAUCUUCAGCCUGCUGAGCCUCAUGGUGGGUCAGGUGGUGGACAGAGAGCUGCAGUUGGCCGGCUUCAAUCUCUCGCUGGACGGCAGUAGCCAGGCGCCCAACCGAAGCGCCCUCAACACCUCAGCCGCCACCCUGGUGCCUGCGGGCUGUGACCGGGACUGCUAUGCCGUCCGCGUGGCCAGCGCCCUCACGUUGGGGUGCGGGUUGUACCAGGUGCUCAUGGGUGUGUUGGGUCUGGGCCGCGUGUCGGCCUGGCUCUCGCAGCCCCUGCUGGACGGCUUCGCGGUGGGCGCCUCCCUGACCAUCCUCACUUCGCAGCUGCGCCACCUGCUGGGCGUGGGGCUCCCGCGGCUGCGCGGGCCGGGCGUGGUGCCACGCACGUGGCUGAGUCUGCUGCGGGCCCUGCCGCGCGCCAACCUCUGUGACGUGCUCACCAGCGCCCUGAGCCUGGCCGCACUGCUGGCCGCCGGGGCGCUGAACCGCCGCUGCCGCAGCCUGCGGGCGCCUUUUCCCGCAGAGCUGCUGGUCAUGGUGGCGGCCACACUGGCCUCCCGCCUGGGGCGCUUCCACCAGCGCUUUGGAGCUGCCGUGGCGGGCGACAUCCCCACCGGCCUCCCGCCACCCGAGGCGCCCGAUCCGCGGCUGCUGUGGCGCCUGGUGCCAGACGCCGCGCCGCUGGCCCUGGUGGGCGCCGCCUUCUCCGUGUCGCUGGCCGAGAUGUUCGCGCGUGCCCACGGCUACAGCACGCGGGCCGACCAGGAGCUGCUGGCCGUGGGCUGCGGCAACGUGCUGCCCGCGUUCUUUGGCUGCUUCGCCACCAGCGCCACGCUUGCCAAGACCCUGGUGCGCGAGGCGGCGGGCGGCCGCUCCCAGCUGUCGGGCGUCGUCAGUGCCGCCGUGGUGCUGCUGGCGCUGCUGGCGCUGGCGCCGCUCUUCCGGGACCUCCCGCGCAGCGUGCUGGCCUGCGUGGUGGCGGCCGGGCUGCGGGGUGCCCUGCGCAAGGUGGCCGAGCUGCCGCGGCUGUGGCGUCUGAGCCGGGCGGACGCGCUGGUCUGGGUGGCCACGGCCGCCACCUGUGUGCUGCUCAGCACCGAGGCCGGGCUGCUGGCCGGGCUGCUGCUGUCCCUGCUGGGCCUGGCCGGCCGCUCACGGUGUCCCCCGGCCGCCCUGCUGGCCCGCGCCCCGGCCUCCGACUUCUACGGCGACCCCGCGGAGUUCGAGGGGCUGCUGCCUGAGCCUGGGGUGCACGUGUUCCGCUUCUCGGGGCCCCUGCAUUUCGCCAACAAGGAUGGCUUCCUGCGUGCGCUCUACAGCCUCACCGGGCUGGACGCGGGCCGGGCGGCAGGAGGGCAGCGGGCAGGGGGUGGCGUGGCCCUGCUGCCCGCGGAGCCCGGCUUCCACGCCGUGAUCGUGGACUGCGCCCCCCUGCUCUUCCUGGACUCGGCCGGCCUGGCCGUGCUGCGGGACUUGCGGCGCGACUACAAGGCCCUGGGCGUCUCGCUGCUGCUGGCCGGCUGCAGCCCCUCGGUGCGCUCAGCCCUGCAGAGGGCAGGUGUCCUGGGCGAGCCCCCAGACUCCGCCGAGGAGGACGCCACGUUCUUCCACAGUGUGCACAGCGCCGUGUGCUCCGCCCGGGCCCGGUGCCUGGGACCGAUGCCCACAGACUCCACCGUCUAG